Molecule: messenger RNA, 10798 nt
Organism: Pantherophis guttatus
Lineage: Eukaryota; Metazoa; Chordata; Lepidosauria; Squamata; Colubridae
Gene: KIF1B
Product: kinesin family member 1B
Biological process (GO): microtubule-based movement
Molecular function (GO): microtubule motor activity; microtubule binding; ATP binding
Source: RefSeq, a predicted model, not a curated record
ACAGUAUCCAGCACAGCACAAUUACAGAGGCAGCCAUAUUGGGAUUAUGAUCUGACGGUCGUUCAGGAGCUCCGUCAGGGAUAGGAUGGCAGGAGAGGCUAACACUAGAAGAAACCGCAGAAGUCCUUGAAACCUAAUUUCUGGAGUGCACACAAGAGACCAUCAAAAUGUCAGGAGCUUCUGUAAAAGUAGCUGUUCGGGUCAGACCUUUUAAUUCCCGAGAGACCAGCAAAGACUCCAAAUGCAUCAUCCAAAUGCAAGGAAAUUCAACCAGUAUCCUGAAUCCAAAGAAUCCUAAAGAAGCGCCCAAAUCCUUCAGCUUUGACUACUCGUACUGGUCCCAUACCUCGUCCGAGGAUCCUUGCUUCGCCUCUCAAAAUCGCGUCUACAAUGACAUCGGGAAAGAAAUGCUGCUCCAUGCCUUUGAAGGCUACAACGUCUGUAUCUUUGCAUAUGGCCAAACUGGAGCCGGAAAAUCUUACACCAUGAUGGGGAAACAGGAGGAGAACCAGGCAGGGAUCAUCCCACAGCUUUGCGAAGAGCUUUUUGAGAAGAUCAAUGACAACAGCAACGAGGAAAUGUCUUACUCCGUGGAGGUCAGUUACAUGGAGAUCUACUGUGAGAGAGUUCGAGACUUGCUGAACCCCAAAAACAAAGGGAAUUUGCGGGUCCGGGAACACCCACUGCUCGGGCCUUAUGUGGAAGACCUGUCCAAGCUUGCUGUCACUUCUUACACCGAUAUCGCAGACCUCAUGGAUGCUGGGAAUAAAGCGAGGACGGUAGCAGCUACCAACAUGAACGAGACCAGCAGUCGCUCUCAUGCUGUCUUCACCAUAGUUUUCACUCAGAAGAAACACGAUACUGAAACCAACCUUUCCACAGAGAAGGUUAGCAAAAUCAGCUUGGUGGACCUAGCCGGGAGUGAGAGAGCCGACUCUACUGGUGCCAAAGGGACUCGACUAAAGGAAGGGGCAAAUAUCAACAAGUCCCUCACCACGCUGGGGAAGGUGAUUUCGGCCUUGGCGGAAGUGGAUAACUGCACCAGCAAGAGUAAGAAGAAAAAGAAAACGGACUUUAUCCCAUACAGGGAUUCUGUGCUGACGUGGCUGCUCCGGGAAAACCUAGGUGGCAACUCCAGAACCGCCAUGGUGGCUGCUUUGAGCCCCGCAGACAUCAACUAUGAUGAAACAUUAAGCACAUUAAGAUACGCAGAUCGGGCCAAGCAGAUCAAAUGCAACGCGGUGAUCAACGAGGAUCCCAACGCCAAGCUGGUGCGGGAACUGAAGGAAGAAGUCACACGGCUGAAAGAUCUACUUCGCGCCCAAGGGCUUGGAGACAUCAUCGACAUCGAUCCGCUGGACGAUUUCUCGGGGAGUGGAUGCAAAUAUCUGAAAGAUUUUCAGAACAAUAAGCACAGAUACUUGUUAGCCUCCGAGAAUCAACGUCCUGGCCAUUUUUCCACAGCAUCCAUGGGCUCGCUCACCGCAUCUCCAUCUUCCUGCUCUCUCAGUAGUCAGGUGGGCUUAACGGCCGUCUCCAGUAUCCAAGAACGGAUCAUGUCCACGCCCGGAGGAGAGGAAGCCAUUGAACGUCUGAAGGAAUCUGAGAAAAUCAUUGCAGAGCUGAAUGAAACCUGGGAGGAGAAAUUGAGGAAGACCGAAGCAAUCAGGAUGGAGAGAGAAGCUCUCUUAGCUGAGAUGGGAGUCGCCAUCCGAGAAGAUGGAGGCACCCUUGGCGUCUUCUCACCAAAAAAGACCCCUCAUCUGGUAAACCUGAACGAGGACCCCCUGAUGUCAGAGUGCCUGCUUUAUUACAUCAAAGAUGGCAUAACUAGGGUUGGUCAGGCGGAUGCCGAACGGCGCCAAGACAUCGUCCUGAGUGGGGCUCAUAUCAAAGAGGAGCACUGCAUUUUCCGAAGCGAGAGGAACCCCAACGGCAGCGUCAUUGUUAUCCUGGAACCAUGUGAAUGUUCAGAAACCUACGUCAAUGGCAAAAGGGUGAUACAGCCGGUACAGCUGCGUUCAGGAAAUCGCAUUAUUAUGGGCAAAAAUCACGUCUUUCGCUUCAACCACCCUGAGCAGGCGAGGGCUGAAAGAGAGAAGACGCCCUCGGCUGAGACUCCGUCCGAACCGGUCGACUGGACUUUUGCCCAGAGAGAAUUGCUGGAGAAACAGGGAAUUGAUAUGAAGCAGGAGAUGGAGAAAAGACUUCAAGAGAUGGAGAUUCUGUACAAGAAGGAAAAGGAAGAAGCGGAUCUCUUACUGGAGCAGCAGAGGCUGGACUACGAAAGCAAACUCCAGGCCUUGCAGAAACAGGUCGAGACCCGGUCCUUGGCUGCCGAGACUACGGAGGAAGAGGAGGAAGAAGAGGAAGAGGAGGUGCCUUGGACUCAGCACGAGUACGACCUUGCCCAGUGGGCUUUCCGCAAAUGGAAGUUCCACCAGUUUACCUCUUUAAGAGAUCAGCUGUGGGGCAAUGCAGUCUACCUGAAGGAAGGCAACGCUAUUAGCGUGGAGCUGAAAAAAAAGGUACAAUUCCAGUUCGUUCUGCUGACUGACACGCUCUACUCCCCAUUACCUCCGGAGCUGAUGCCGGCCGACUCAAACAAGCCCCACGGCCAUUGCCCCUUCCCUCGCACGGUGGUGGCAGUAGAGGUCCAGGAUCUCAAGAACGGUGCUACUCACUACUGGUCCCUGGAAAAACUCAGGCAGAGGCUGGAGCUGAUGAGGGAAAUGUACGACCGAGCCGGAGAGAUAGCCUCCGAUGCCCAGGAAGAGAACGAGAGCACCAUGACAGGCAGUGACCCUUUCUACGACCGAUUCCAUUGGUUCAAGCUGGUUGGGAGUGUUCCGUUAACCGAUAUCUCUAGCUCCCCCAUUUUCCACGGCUGUGUGAAUGAGCGCCUGGCUGACCGCACGCCCUCCCCCACUUUCUCCACCGCCGAUUCCGAUAUCACGGAGCUGGCCGACGAGCAGCAGGACGAGAUGACGGAUUUCGACGACGAGGCCUUUGUGGACGACACGGGCUCCGACGUCGGGACCGAGGAGGGAUUGGACUGCUUCAGCGAUGGCCAGGAUCCGUUUUACGACCGCUCCCCUUGGUUCAUUUUGGUGGGAAGGGCGUUUGUCUACUUAAGCAAUCUUCUCUAUCCAGUCCCCCUCAUCCACAGAGUGGCUGUUGUCAGCGAGAAAGGAGAAGUGCGCGGAUUUCUGCGUGUGGCAGUCCAAGCUAUAGCUGCCGACGAAGAGGCCCCCGAUUAUGGCUCUGGUGUUCGGCAGUCUGGCACAGCCAAGAUCUCAUUCGACAACGAGUAUUUCGACAAGAGCAACUUUUCAUCCGUAUCCAUGACACAUUCUGGACUGUCCUUGGAAGAACUGAGGAUCGUCGAGGGACAAGGCCAGAGUGCGGAAGUCAGUACGCCCCCUGAAGAAAUCAACCGGAUGAAUGAACUGAACCUGAAAUCCAGCACUCUGUUGGAUGGCAAGAUGGCCAUGGAAGGUUUUACUGAGGAGGUUGGGGAUCACCUGAAACUGGGCAGUGUCUUUACCUUCCGGGUGACGGUGCUCCAGGCCAACGGGAUCCUCCCAGAAUAUGCGGAUAUCUUCUGCCAAUUCAACUUUCUCCACCGGCACGAUGAAGCUUUCUCCACCGAACCUCUGAAAAAUAACGGCCGAGGGACCCCGCUUGGAUUUUAUCAUGUCCAGAAUAUUUCCGUGGAAGUGACCGAAUCCUUUGUCGAAUACAUCAAGACCAAACCCAUUGUCUUUGAGGUCUUUGGACACUAUCAGCUCCACACGCUCCACCUGCAGGGACAAGAACUCAACAGCCCUCCGCAGCCAUCCCGGCGAUAUUUCCCUCCUCCCAUGCCUCUCUCAAAGCCAGUCCCAGCCACCAAACUCAACACGAUGAAUAAAGCCAGCUUGGGACAGAGCAUGACCAAAUACGAUCUCCUGGUUUGGUUCGAGAUCAGCGAACUGGAGCCGACAGGAGAAUACAUCCCGGCCAUUGUUGACCACACUGGAGGUCUCCCCUGCCAAGGGACAUUCUUGCUUCAUCAGGGAAUACAGCGGAGGAUCACCAUUACCAUCAUCCACGAGAAGGGCAAUGAGCUCCAUUGGAAAGACGUGCGAGAGUUGGUAGUCGGGCGCAUCCGGAACAAACCCGAAGUGGACGAAACAGCCGUGGACGCCGUCUUGUCUCUCAACAUCAUCUCCGCCAAAUACCUGAGGGUCUCUCACAGCUCCAACAGAACUUUCUACCGCUUUGAGGCUGUCUGGGACAGCUCCCUGCAUAACUCCCUUCUUUUAAACCGGGUGACCCCUUACGCAGAGAAGAUCUACAUGACCCUCUCGGCUUACCUGGAGCUGGAUCACUGCAUCCAACCAGCCGUCAUCACUAAGGACAUCUGCAUGGUCUUCUACUCGCGAGACGCUAAGAUUUCGCCCCCCCGCUCGCUGCGGAGUCUCUUUGGACGUGGCUACUCCAAGUCUCCAGACUCCAGCAACCGAGUAACCGGGAUCUACGAGUUGAGCUUGUGCAAAAUGGCCGAUACCGGAAGCCCAGGAAUGCAGAGGAGGAGACGGAAAGUCCUGGAUACCUCCGUAGCCUACGUCCGAGGGGAAGAGAACCUGGCAGGGUGGAGACCCCGAGGAGACAGCCUGAUCCUGGAGCACCAGUGGGAACUGGAGAAGAUGGAGCUGCUGCAUGAGGUGGAGAAGACGCGUCACUUCCUGUUGCUGCGUGAGAAGCUGGGCAAUGGCCUCCCCAAGUCCCUGAGCGACUCGCUCUCCCACAGCCUGAGUAGCAGCACACUCAGCACCUCCACCAGCAUCUCCUCGCAGAUCUCCUCCACCACCUUCGAGAGCGCCAUCACCCCCAGCGAGAGCAGCGGCUACGACUCUGCCGACAUCGAGAGUCUAGUGGAGCGGGAGAAGGAGCUAGCUACCAAGUGCCUUCAGCUUCUUACUCAUUCUUUCAACCGCGAAUUUAACCAGGUCUACAACAGCAUCAGUGAUUGUAAGCUGUCUGACAUCUCUCCAAUCGGGCGGGAUUCUUCGGUCUCCAGCUUCAGCAGCUCCACCCUCACCCCGUCCACCACCUGCCCCUCGCUGUCAGAUUCGAGGUACAACUCGGUGGAUCAGAAAACUCCCGAAGGAAAUUCUCGGGCCUCUAGCCCUGGACUGGAGGCAGAACCAUUCCAGCUGACACCCCCUGCGGAAGUUUCUUAUUUGGCAAGGGCCGGGAAAAACGAGUUUUUAAACCUCGUUCCGGAUAUCGAGGAAAUCCGACCUGGGUCCGUGGUCUCCAAGAAAGGCUACCUUCACUUCAAGGAGCCCCUCUCCCCUUCGUGGGCCAAACAUUUUGUGGUGGUGCGCCGCCCGUACGUCUUCAUCUAUAAUAGCGACAAGGACCCAGUGGAAAGGGGGAUCAUCAACCUCUCCACGGCUCAGGUGGAGUACAGCGAGGAUCAGCAGGCCAUGGUGAAGACACCAAACACCUUUGCCGUCUGUACCAGACACCGCGGCGUCCUCCUCCAAGCCCUCAACGACAAAGACAUGAGCGACUGGUUGUACGCCUUCAACCCCCUUCUUGCUGGCACGAUACGGUCCAAACUCGCCCGAAGACUCUCCGGACAACUGAAGUACUGAGGUCCCUCGGGAAUUCUCAUUGCAAUUUUUAUUUUCUCCCAAAUCCAUCUUUGGCUAUAAGAUAAAACCUCCCCUCUCAUUUUCUCUAGUGAUAUUUGAGUCGCUCCCUUCCCUUGUAUUUAACACCUCCCCCUCAACCCCUGUGGCUUAACUUGGCUCACUUCCAGCACUUUCCCCACAUUCUUUCCUUUCUCUCUUCUCUCUUUCCUUCCCCACCCCCCACCCCUUUUUUAAAAAGAAAAAUACUACUCUAAUGAUUUUUUUCCCCUUUUCAAGUGUUGAAAACACUAGUAAUCGCAUGUGGCCAAAUUGAAGACGAAAUGACGGGAGGGAGGGAAAAAUAUGUGGGUUGAGCGGGGAGGAAAACGGGACUGAAAGGGGGGGUUCAUAUUUAUAUAUGCACGACUUUUUUUUUUGUUUAAAAAAAAGAAAAGAAAACUCCCCCCUCCCCUCUCCCAUGUGGGCCCUUGGUUCCUAACCCCCAAGUGACGUCGCCUCUCCUGCUCUCUACGGUGUGUUUGUCUCUGUCUGGAUGUCAAGGAUUUGAUUUUUCGUCUUAACUUUGAUGGCUUGGAAAUAACCAGAUUGUGUUUCACCAGGAAAGACUCCUGCCCUUCCUUUGUGGGGGGCGUUCCCUUCCCAGUGUAUGUUGCCUUUACUUCGGAUGUUGUAUUUAUUUAUUUACUUUUGGAUCUAUUAUUUUGGAUCUCUGGUUUAGGAAUCGGUUAUCACCAGGAGGGUGGACAUACAUAAUCCAGGCUCGGUUUUCAACCGCCGGCGUAGCCUGGUUAACAGUUCAUUCCUUGCAGCUUGGCCAGUGAUGGCUGCCUGCAACUUUCUCUUUGGGGCAGAUUCAGAUGAGGAAGUUUCAGACCUUCAGGAAGGAGUGGGGGGGACACUGGCUGAGGGAUCUGCCUGCCCUUGAUCCCCUGCCCCGAGCACCGUGUGGAAAGUUGGGAAUCUUGCCUCUGUCUCUGAAGGAUUUGAACCGGCACAAUGGAAUAGUAGGCAGAGGGUGGGCUUAAUGUAGCGCCCUGUUUUUUGCAUCGGCAGAAUCAACCGGAGGAAAGCGGAACGGUGUUUGAAAUGGGGUCUAGCCAGGGGUGGGCUUCAAAAAGUUUAACAAGGGGUUCUCUCCCCGGUUGCUGGGUGGGCAUGGCCAUGAUGGGUGUGGCCUAGUCGGCCUCCUGCACCACGGCGGGGGGGGGGGGGGGGUUUUCACCCUUCCCGGGCUCCAGAGGCUUUCCUCGAGCCUCCAGAAAGGCGAAAACGGCCUCCCCAGGCUCCGGAGGCCCUCUGGCGGCCUUCCGGUAGGCCCGUUUUUCGCCCUCCCUGAGCCUCUGUGCAUGCCCUGCACUUACCUGCAUCCAAAACAGGCCGCGGGGGGACUCCUGGGAGAGGCGGGGGCGAGCAGGGCCAGCCAGGAGUGGGAUUUGGGGGGUUCUCCGAACUGCAGAGAAUCUUAGCUAGAGGUUCUCCCGAACCCCUGUGAACCCCCAGCAGCCCACCCAUGGGUCUGUCCGGUGAAAGGGGCGAUUUAACCAGCAUUGGGGCUGAGGGGCAGCACCGCUUUCUCCCUGCCUUUCCCACGGUCGAAGGAUCAUUUAUAUUUAUUUUAAAAACAUUCCUGCUUUAAAGCUCAGCUCCUUUCCUCCCUCCCUCCCUCUCUCUUCCUCUCUCUCUCUCUCUCUCUCUCUGUACCACCAAGAGCAUUGCUCGGGUAUUCCUGAGUCAGGAAAGUAGUUGAAAACAGGGUGGUGAAAAGGCGGCCUAACCGACACUCCACAACCACCGAUUGUCUCCUGCAGGAAGCGUCUCUCCCUUUUAGGGGUUCUUAGACAGCCCUAUACCUCCUUUGGCAGAACCUCCCAAGAAAUUCAUAUUCAAACUGCAGCAUGUCUGAAUGCUCACUUCCUAUAUCAAGAAAUCCAGCCAGCCUUCCCCUUUCUCGAUUUAGCUUAUCAGGGCAUUAUUUCCAUGGUGGAAGUGGAUGUGCUCCUUCCCGGCUUUUGCCUGCAAGCCGGAGUGGGAAAAACGUGACCUCAUUGGCUUUCCAAACAGGCUUUCUCCAUCCUCCAAUCGAAGGUGUGUGUGUGUGUGUGUGUGUGUGUCUCCUUUCGGUUUUGAGCAUCUCGGCUCAAUUUGGGCAGAGAAGGGCCCAGAAGGAGCCUUGGUAAUCCCCGGUCUGUCCGGAGAAAGGCAAAAAUCUGAUUUUUCCCUUACAAAAAAACCAUGCACACAGUUUAAUUCUUUGCAUUCAUCCCAUUGGGGUUAGCCCGGGGUGUAGCUUACCCCCCACCCACCCAAUCUUCAGAUCAAUGCCUUUGUGAGACCCCCUUGGUUAGAGCCUCCAGGGGAGGGGGCUUUUUCAUUUGGGGUGGGGUGGGUGGAAACCCUCUUUUAAUUCUGCCGUGGUAGUCCACAGAGUUUGCCGUGACGUAGAGUCGGGGAGAUUUUCUGAGCAUUUUCUGUGCCACUUCCGCGCAGAGCAAGGGCGUCCAAUCUUAGCCACUCAGAAGACCCUGUGGACUUCAACUCCCAGAAUUCCCCCGGCUGGGGGAAUUCUGGGAGUUGAAGUCCACAGGGUCUUCCGAGUUGCCAAAGUCGGACGGCCCCUAGCAUAGAGCGAAGGGAACCUGUAAAAGGAGCUUGGAUUCUGAAAUGGGACAUAGUUAUGUAUUUGCUUUGAUGGUUUUGGGUUUAUUGCACUAAAAAAAGAGUCUUAACAGUGGGAUUUUCAGCCUUUUGAUGACACUAUACACAACACCCAUACUACAAGGCUGCAGAGCCAGUGUUUUUUUGGGGGGGGGGCAUUUUGCAGUGAUUUUAAUGACGAGUUAAUUUAAUUUUAUUGUUUUUGGUGCACAAUAAAAGACACUCCAGCUUUGGGCUAUAAAAAUGGUGGAGGGAAUCUGUCUGAUGCUGGAAAAAAUGGAAUGUUCUGGCAAUAGGGUGUCUUACACUACUAUAAUUGUUUUGUUUGUUGAGCUUGGAACAAAGCUGUCGGAAAAUUUGCUCUGGAAAAACCACACCACACGUAACAGGAGAAGAAUUAUAUAUAGGAGCCUUAAAGGGUCAGAAGGGAACAACGUAGCUGACAGAUUACACAAGGGGCACCACUUCUCACCUUGGGCUAAUCUUUACGCAAGAGGUUCAGUCUUAAAUCUUAAGCCUUCUUCCGCUGCUUAUUUUAGAUGCUCCGGAUUUGGUUGUCCGGCGGAUGAUUUAAAAUGAUCUCGGGGGAAUUAAGAUGAUUUCUCCCCCCCCCCCCCACUCCUUACACAUCCUAAAAAAUUACCCAGCCCUGCUUUUUUUUUUUUUUUUGCAAAGCAGAAAAAGAAAUUCCGCCUCUGUGCUUCGCUUUAAAAAGAAAUCACCUGAAUUUCAGCAGAAGCUGGAUGUAGAAAGCUUUAACCAGUCGACACGGCCUAGAGCCAGCCAGCUCUUUGGGCCGGUCUCUGGAGCUGCAGGCCGCCGCUGCCACGGGCCAGCCAACCCUCUGCGCAGGCCCCGCGGCUCCAAGGAAGGACCGUUGACAUCUUUGCAGAGUUCCCAGCUAAGGAAAUGAUGGAAGCUGAAGCCGAGGCUGUUACCCUGAUGGUGAUUACAGAAUCAUCUAUUCCUUUCGUUCAAUCGGAGUCAGUUGAUUCAUCCUUAUAUAUCUCUCUCUCUUUGCAAACAGCAUACCUCAAUUCUUCUGCCCGGUGCCCCUUUUGUUAUUAAAUGACAUUAAAUUAGAAAAGGAAACCAAGCGAAGUCCUGAUGGUGUUUUCCAAGCAAAGACGUUUUCCUUCCUUCCGCUUUGUUAACUUGAUGCACUAUAGGAAUUUAAUUAGUUUUUUUUUGUUUGUAAACGCAUGUGUAUUUGUGCUGGCUUUCCUUGUACAUAAACCUCAACCUUCAUUGUUCUCCUCCCCCUCUUGUAUGAUCCGCCAUGAAUUAAUCCUGUGUCUGCCCAGGCAUCACACGGUACAAGAUAAAUUUCACAUUCCGUUCUCGUCAUUUGUUUUUUUUAUUUCUAACAUGCUGCUUUAAAUAACAGGGGAAUAUUUAAAAAAAAAAAAAAAACUUAACUUUGCUGCUUAAAGGUUCCUUGAAUGUAUCCGAAACAGGACCUCAGUUAGUUCGUCCGGGGAAAACAAAGUUACCCACUACCAUUCCUUCCUGCCUCGUUGGUGGCUAGCGCCUUAUGCUUUUUUUUAAAAAAAAAAAAGUGUGUCAGGAAUGUAUUUCAUGCUGUGCUUCCUCACUAGCCCUGGGGAGAGGGGACAGGGAGGGAACUUUUAUUUUUGGCUCCGAUGGCCACUUCGGUGUGGGGUUCAAAUCCAUCCAGGCACAGCUGAAGACGACCGGCCGAAGUGAAGGCCGGAUUUUGAAGCUUUGCAGAAUAACAAGAGAUUCUUCUCUGCUUCCUGGAGCAGCAUCGGUGGAACUCCCAACCUGCUUGCAACACCCAGCCCAUUUCCUUAUUUAUUGAUUACCUAAAUCCGGGGAGUCCAACGACGGCCACUUUUAAGACUGGAGGACUUCAACUCCCAGAAUUCCCCAGCCAGCCAUGGCUGGCUGGGGAAUUCUGGGAGUUGAAGUCCACCGGUCUUAAAGUAGCCAAGAUUGGACACUCCUGACCCAAAUCCUUUGUGCUUUGCAGUUUUCCUCUUGUUAGGAUCCACUCACUUUGUACAUUUGCAGAUAUAUUUUGUUGUUUUUUUUUUAACAAGGACCUGCCACUCCACCCACCCACAUACCCCCCCCUCCCCUUUCUUUGCUGCCCAACUGAAGUGGCCUUUUGGACCCAAUUCUCAAAUUUUAUUCAUUUGGAACCGAUCUCAUCCCGGUUGGAAGGAAUCCAUUCAAAACGCGUUUUGACGUUACGAUUAAUUUUUGACUCCCUUUUGUCCCAACCUCCCUCCGUCCCCUCCCCAUCCCCGGCAAACCCAUGUUUUAUUUUGUAAAUAUAACUGAUGUUUGGAGCUUGGGUAUACAAACUGUAAAUAGACUUCAUGUAUUUGUACUAAUUUGGAACCAUUUUGCUGUAUAGCCUUUAGGUGUGCAAUGCAGAUACUCUUAAUCUAACUCUUGUGUAUGGUAACUGCACCACUGAAAUGUUAGUAAGCAAGGUGGAAAACAAUAAAGAUACAACUAGCGUAUGA